Messenger RNA from Phycomyces blakesleeanus NRRL 1555(-), 1035 nucleotides. RefSeq lists its product as hypothetical. The transcript is spliced from 3 exons. NCBI's taxonomy places the organism in Eukaryota, Fungi, Mucoromycota, Mucoromycetes, Mucorales, Phycomycetaceae. The record is from RefSeq and is a predicted model, not a curated record. Bases 26 to 991 code for a protein of 321 amino acids.
CUUCCCAGAAUACUUCUCAUUCACCAUGUCUCCUAACGUUAUUUUGCACUGGUAUCCUGAAUCACCCUUUGCUCAAAAGAUUGCAUGGGCUCUCAACUACAAGAAGGUUGACUACAAGACAGUCUUGAUCAACAUGAUCGAGCCUCGUCCUCUUCGCAGACCGCUCGAUGGUGGCUACCGUAAAACUCCAAUUCUCCAAAUCGAUAACCACAUCUUUUGCGAUACAAAGGUUAUUAUUGCUGAACUCGAGAAAAGAUAUCCUGAACCCUCACUUUACCCCGCUACCCGAUCGGGACAGGCCACCGAAGCUCUUUGCAAGGCCUUUAGCCAAUGGACAGACAACACGCUCUUUUUCUCCGUCGUCCCUCAGUUCCUUUCCAUGGGAAUUCCUGAUGUUAUUGUAAAGGACCGGUCUGCUUACAGCGGAACCAAAAUUGAUGUAGACCAAAUUUCUGCUAUUGCUCCCUUUUUGAAACUCGAGCUCCAGGCUCAAUUCGAGGUUGCCGAGCAACUGCUUUUGGAGAACGACCAAGGUAGCAAAGAAUGGGUUCUGGACACCCAGCUUCCUUCAAUGGCAGAUUUCCAUUUGGCUACCGACACUGCGUUUGCGGGAGGACUUGUUGGCGAGUCUUGGUUGAAGAAAAACUUCCCCACCCUUUCGGCACACAAGACCCGUGUUCUCAAGGUCGGAGGUUACGAGAAGACCGAAGACAUGCCAAGGAUUUCUGCAGAAGAGGCACUUGAAAUUGCCAAGAAGGAAAGUUUGGAGUUUGUGGGAGAAGUCAAGUCAACUGGAACUCCUUUGAAGGCUGGUGUACUUGUGUCUGUUACUCCCUUGGACAACGGCAAGAUUCCUGUGGUUGGAUCACUUGUGCAUUUGACAAGCCAGGAAGUUGUUUUGAAACAUAUCGAUCGGGAAUCAUCUCUAGAAGUUUUUAUUCACUUCCCUAUUAUUGGCUUUGCGAUUGUUCCUGUCCCAGCCAAUCUUUAAAUAAACAAAGUAGUAAUGCUACGUAAAAUAGAUAAUUCGUUGAU